CCACGCGGACACGGGGAGAACAUGCAAACUCCGCACAGAAAGGUCCUCGCCGGCCACGGGGCUCGAACCCGGACCUUCUUGCUGUGAGGCAACAGCGCUUGUGAAACAGUGUAUGCGGGCCAACUUGAAAAAAAAAAUGCUGCAUGAUUAUUCCAAGAACAUCCCCUGUUGUAAUCACUAUUUUUUUCAGGCUCUCAGUGGCUUUCAGUUCUCACUUGUAGUUACUGAAUCAGCGAGCUAAUUAUAUACAGAGAAACAAAACUACUGUGUGUAGUUCUUACCGAAGACACAAUGAAGACGCUGUACUUGUUCAUGCUCACGCUGUCAGGUGUUCUCACUCAGGACGGUGGUUGGUCUGUGAAAUAUCCUGAUAAUCUGAUCUGUGCUGUGAGAGGAUUCAGUGUCUCCAUUCCCUGCAGUUAUUAUUAUGAUCCAACAUCAAAUCCCAAUAUUCAGGUGACACAAAAGCUUUGGUGCUCGAUGAACUCAAACACAGAUGUUUGUUUAAGCCCUCCGUAUGUUUAUAACAGCUCAUCAAACACCAACUCAGACUUUGAGUACGCUGGAGACGACAAAUCAAACUGCACUUUAUUAAUCCACAAUCUACAGUUCAGUUAUUCUGGAGAGUACAGAUUCAGAUUUAUAACUGAUAAUCCUGAUGACAGAUGGACAGGUGUUCCUGGAGCGACUCUACAAGUUGCAGAUUUAAAGGUGUCACUAAUCAGGCUCAGUGCAACCGGGACCCUUAAACAAGGAAACUCGUUAAAUCUGACGUGUGAUGUGAACUGCACACACAGUUCCUCACAGUUCAUGUGGUCUAAGAACAACGAGCUCUUACCUGAAUCAGGACCCGUUCUUCACUUUCCUGCUCUAACCGUGAGGGAUUCUGGGAAUUACACCUGCACUUGGAAAACCAACGAGGCCUCAGGAUCUGAAACGAUCAGCCUUCACGUCGAGGGUGCAGCUCAUUGGACCUGGAUCAUCGUUCUGGUGAUCGUUUUCGUGAUUUUGGUGAUUGUGGCAGUAGUGAUUUCACACAGGAGGAAGAGAGGAGAAGCUCAAGAAGAAAACAGUGGGAUAAGUGCAGAGAAAUUACAGGUUGGAAAAAACACAAAUGAUAAAGAGACAAAGCCACAGCUAGACUAUGUUCCUCAAGCAGAUGAUGAAACAUCGCAAAAGGAGGAAGUGACUUAUGUGACUGUGUGUAUCAAAGACAAGAAACUAAACCAAGGGAAUGUCCACACUGCGAAACAGAAGGAGGAUGACAGUGUUAUUUACAGCACAGUCAUAAAAACCUGAUCACAUGUUCAGCAGUGGGAAGUUAAAACAAAACACGUCAUCGAUUCCAUUUUAGAGUUAUUAAUACUGUAUCAUAUCAAGUGUAGGCAUAUCAGGUGAAAAUUCAAAUUCAAUCCAAAUCACUUGAAACUGCUCUCAUUGAAUCGAGAAUUGAAUGCAGAACAACAUACUUUUACAGAAUUAAAAUACGUUUAUAUGUUCUUGAGAGAUUACAAAUCAAAGAUUGGAAAAACGGCUUAAUUUUUAGAAAACGGCCGUAAUAUUCUGUAUGAGGAUCACAUGGUCCAAAAUGGGCCUCAUUAACCAAUGAGAUCAAAUGCUUUUUCUUAAUAACUUUUCUAUUUUUCAAGAUAUUUACAUGGAAAUUGGCAGGAACAUAGAAGGUUGUAUAUUGAAUACAAAGUUUGAAAAAUUAGUAAAAACAAAUCAUCAAUCAGAAAUCAUCGAAACUGAUCAGAAGAGAGAGAGAGAGCCUGACUGCUUUCCCGUGACUCAAAAAGAAAAGCACCAGCAGUUUCCCGACGUCCCGUGAGCAGAGUUUUUACUCUGUUGUACCGACUUCAACCUACUGUUACUCCCAAAGUACUGAACAGAUCUUAACCAGAUCCAUUUCUUUGGAAAUCAGAGAUUAUAAGCUUUUUAAUGAGAGUAUUCAUGAUAGAAAAUAUUCAAGAGUUAAGCAAUGACACAUUUGGAAACUCAGAUGAGUGUCUGGAUGGACAAUUUUUACACCGUGGCCAGCGAGUGUCUGAUACUCCGAUCAAGUGUCCAGUUAUUUGCUUGAAACACACGAUUGGAUCAGAAAUUGACGUUAAAGUUGAAUUUGUUCUAAGAAUCAUGCCAGGUAUUUUUUUUCUUUGAUAAUUAUAGUGUUUUGGUCAACAGACUUUUUUUUCAUUCACUGAUCUUCAGUAAACACUUUAUCCUGGUCAGGCUCAUGGUGGAUCCAGGGUCUAUCCUGGGAAUACUGGGAGCAGGGUGGGAAUAAAUUCACUCUGGAUGGGAUGAUGGUCCAUCACAAGGCACCAUGGACACACUGGUUCACAAAUAAGAGUAAGUUAGUAGUAUAGCCAGUCUUCCUCUGGGUAUGUUUUUCAGAAAGUGGGAGGAAACUGGAGAACCUGGAGGAAACCCAGACACAGCGAGAUUAUGCUGCCUUGUUUUCUAAAGAUUUAUAAAGUUUGAUGCUCUGUGAUUUGUUAAUGCAGGUGAAAAAAAUCCAGUGUCUAAAUUUAAAACAUUUCUUUCUUUCUUUCUUUCUUUCUUUCUUUCUUUCUUUCUUUCUUUCUUUCUCACCAUACAUUCUUUUUCUUUUUUCUUACCAUGUUCUUUCUUUCUUUCUUUCGAAAUCCAGAAUAUUUUAGUAUACAAGUAUGUUCAUGUGUGUAAAGCUGAUAAAUCUUUAGUAAAAUAAAUUUGUAAUUAUGCCUGAUGAUAAUGUACCGAUCCAGAGGAAAUCACUGAGUCACUGCUCUGAAUGUCAGUAACAGAGGUUAAAAAAGCUCUGAAGUUUGUCAAGAAACAGGAACUUUUAGACAAAAGUCUUUCAAAGAGCUGAAGAGUGUGUUUCUAAAAUUAAAUUGUUACUUCAAUUCAUAAGAUGUUUAAAGCAAAAUAUUGAUGUAAUUGUUGAACUUUAAUGUAUAGAAAUGCUUUCUUCUCAGAUUUCUCCACUUUAGCAUCAGUUAGCAUCAGUCAUGAUGCUCAUUUGGAUCAUUGCUAAAUUGUGCAAACUAUGUCUUGACUUUAAUCUAAAUAAAAGUUCUGUUCUUGCUGA
Messenger RNA from Neoarius graeffei (lesser salmon catfish), 3076 nucleotides. RefSeq lists its product as uncharacterized. The record is from RefSeq and is a predicted model, not a curated record. Bases 292 to 1299 code for a protein of 335 amino acids. Lineage: Eukaryota; Metazoa; Chordata; Actinopteri; Siluriformes; Ariidae. The transcript has 7 exons.